AUGACUUCGAAAGAAUUCAACGAGGAGUCUGGCAGUAAGGGUGACCUAUCUGUCAACUUUUCCACUAUCACUCCCAAAAAUCCAAAAUCCGCCUUACGUAAAGUUGCCAGAGUACAAUUAACCUCUGGAUUUGAAAUCGCUAUUUAUAUACCUAGUAUUGACCAUAAUGUACAAGAACAUUCUGUAGUCUUAAUAAGAGGAGGAAGGAUUACGUAUUUACACAACUUUUAUGUUAUUUAUGACAUCUUUUUCAUUCUUUUAUGUUCUAAAAUAUAA
Messenger RNA from Linum tenue, 276 nucleotides. The record is from the annotation of a GenBank genome assembly. Lineage: Eukaryota; Viridiplantae; Streptophyta; Magnoliopsida; Malpighiales; Linaceae.